Plasmopara halstedii is the source of this 663-nucleotide messenger RNA. RefSeq lists its product as uncharacterized. The transcript has a single exon. Bases 346 to 594 code for a protein of 82 amino acids. Lineage: Eukaryota; Oomycota; Peronosporomycetes; Peronosporales; Peronosporaceae. The record is from RefSeq and is a predicted model, not a curated record.
UUGUUAUUGAUAUACUGUUAGAGUUGAGGUGCGUUGGCAACGAUGAAAAAUGAAUUGUGAUCCAGAGAGGCUUGCUAGCCGUUGCAGCUAGAUUGCCCCUGUCGUCAUAUUUGUAUUUGCAAUGGCUUUUCUGGUCGCACGCACCCGACCCUGCUUCGCUUCUGCUCUUUUCUUCAAAGCGACGUUGGACAAAUCGCAUCGAAACUCAUUCGGCUGUGCUGAGGCAGAGAAGGGCUUGGUAGCGGGACGCAUCAGGGUGCUGAAUUUCAGCCUGAAACGGGAUGCUCAACUCAGGUUCGAGUGGCUGGUGAAACGUGGCGCAGAUGGGUCAUCUUUGAUGUUUCUAUGUUACGCGCCCGGCUCUCGUCUUCGUCUAUUGCGUGCAAGACGACUUUGAUUGGUUUUCUUGAAGAACUUCAACCAAACAUUAUUUUAAAAAUAAGCCACUGGUGGAAAAAUCAGACACGAGGUAGGGCGACACACGUUUCGAUAAUAUAUCCAAAAUCCAGUAUUUAUCUCAUGUUGUUAUUCAGAGCAGAGGGAUCUGAGGCUGAAUCAGAGAACCCAUGCUUCAUGUCCGUUACUCAUCUUUAAAUUUCUUAAAAUGUCUUAUCUUAACCUUUUAAAGGUCAGAUGUCUACGAAUGUCCGGUCUAUAGCACGC